This is a messenger RNA of Nicotiana tabacum (common tobacco), 528 nucleotides long. RefSeq lists its product as uncharacterized. The record is from RefSeq and is a predicted model, not a curated record. NCBI's taxonomy places the organism in Eukaryota, Viridiplantae, Streptophyta, Magnoliopsida, Solanales, Solanaceae. Gene Ontology annotation, molecular function: nucleic acid binding.
AUGGUAAUACAAAUCUUGGAGGAUAUGCUUCGAGCCUGCAUUAUCGAGUUUGAGGGUAGUUGGGACAGACACUUAGCCCUGAUAGAAUUUGCUUACAAUAAUAGCUACCAAUCAAGUAUAGGCAUGUUUUCUUAUGAAGCUUUAUAUAGGAGAAAAUGUAGAACGCCUCUUUGUUGGAGCGAGGUUGGUGAAAGAAAAUUGGUGGGUCCUGAGAUUGUGCAACAAACUGAAGAUAAGGUGAAAAUCAUCAAGGAUCGUUUGAAAAUUUCUUCAGAUAGACAAAAGUCCUAUGCUGAUCUAAAAAGGCGUGAAUUGAGCAUCAGAUACCGCUCAGAUCCAUCUCAUGUUCUUCCUAUUGAGUCUAUUGAGGUUAAUCCUGAUUUGACAUAUGAAGAAGAACCAAUCCAAAUCUUAGCGCAUGAGAUAAAAGAGCUUAGAAAUAAGAGAAUCCCCUUAGUGAAGGCUCUUUGGAAAAAUCAUUCAGGCGAGGAAGCUACCUGGGAGCGAGAAGAGGAUAUGCGAGUUUAA